AUGGAAUCUCCUAUGGGCGAACAUGGCGUCUUCAAGCCUGCACCCGCGGCACAGUCUCAGGACAAACCGGGGUUGGAGAGCAUAAUGGCAGAGCCCAGUGAGUCGACUAAACUCGAGGGCCUUCACGGCUUUGCCGAAUAUGCGGGUUCUGGAAAGCUGAAGGGCAAAAACGCUCUAAUCACUGGCGGAGACUCUGGUAUUGGACGGUCAGUUGCUAUUUUAAUGUCUAGAGAGGGUGCGGAUAUUACGAUCGUUUAUUUGCCCUCAGAACAGCCAGACGCAGAGGCAACCAAAAAGUCUGUUGAGCAAGAGAAGAGGGCUUGCCUUCUUAUCCCAGGUGAUUUGAGAGAUCGCAACCAGUGUCGUCACGCAGUGGAUGAACAUGUGAAGAAAUACGGCACGAUCAAUAUACUUGUGAAUAAUGCGUCGAAACAGUACCUAUGUACGGAAUUUGAAAACAUCGAUCUGGAUAAGACCGAAGACAUCUUCAGAACCAAUAUCGUCCAAAUGAUUGCGAUGGCGAAGUUUUCUCUUCCUCAUAUGACACGAGGCGAUUCGAUCAUCAAUACUUCUUCGGUUGUGACUUUCCGUGGUUCGGGUACUAUGAUUGAUUAUGCUGCAACCAAGGGAGCUAUCAUUGGUUUUACUAGGUCUUUGGCAACAUACUUGAUUCCUAAGGGUAUUCGGGUCAAUGCAGUCGCUCCAGGUGCAAUCUAUACACCAAUCCAAGUCGACACCCGAGAUGCCGAACAGAUGGAAGGAUGGGGUCACAAGGCUGGUCUUGGCCGACCAGGCGAGCCUAGUGAGGUUGCAACAAGCUUCGUCUUCUUGGCUAGCGCGGAUGCUUCUCUAUACUAUGGGCAAGUGCUGCACUGUUACCCGCUUGGUGACUAA
Penicillium hordei is the source of this 894-nucleotide messenger RNA. Its product is annotated as oxidoreductase, short-chain dehydrogenase/reductase family. Gene Ontology annotation, molecular function: oxidoreductase activity. The record is from RefSeq and is a predicted model, not a curated record. Bases 1 to 894 code for a protein of 297 amino acids. NCBI's taxonomy places the organism in Eukaryota, Fungi, Ascomycota, Eurotiomycetes, Eurotiales, Aspergillaceae. The transcript is spliced from 7 exons.